Messenger RNA from Rubroshorea leprosula, 479 nucleotides. The record is from the annotation of a GenBank genome assembly. Lineage: Eukaryota; Viridiplantae; Streptophyta; Magnoliopsida; Malvales; Dipterocarpaceae.
GAAAAUUCAAUCACUACAAGAAUUCACAACUUCACCGAUGAGAAAGCAUGUCGGAAAGAAAGGAAAUCAUGUCGGUAAAACCAACUUCCCACUUGAAUCAUGUCGGUAAACCUGUUGUCGCUGAAAGUGGCCUCGGUAAUUCAUUUACCGACGUGGAUUAAAGCUACGUCGAUGAGAAGGCUGCCAAUUACCGACAAGAAACAUAUCUCCACCAAAAAGCCGGAACAGUAUCAUCGGAGAUUUUUUUUGGUAACCCACGUCGGUAAAUUACCGACGAAGAUCACGUCUCCAAGUACAGCAGUGCCUCUGAAGGUGUGCUACGUCGCUAAUUCACCAAGGAAGAAGUUGUACGAAAAUUUUAAUUUACCGACAAGAUUAACAUCGGGAAUGAAGAAAGCCAUUUUUCAUUUGGCAGCUUACCGAUGAAGAUCACGUUGGUCUAGGAGGUUUCUAGGAGGAAAUCAACAAUUUAAGCCUCA